UGUUUUUCUCUUUGUGUGUGUUCCGCUCUUUUGGUUGAUCCACAGUUCCUUCUUUGAUCUUUCCUCCAUCUUCACUUCUAUACGAGCAGGGACUCGCUUCAGCAUCCAGAGUUAUCUACGAUAUACACAACAUCGAAACUUAAUCAGAUCGAGAAAAAGGGAAACAGAAAAGAAGACAAAAUGAAGUUCUCUACAACAGCGAUCUUGGGCAUGGCCCCCUUUGCCUUGGCGAAGUCGGUUCACAACGUUGCUCCCGCGAAGAGAGAUGGACAUUUGCAAAAGGGUCACGAGAGCGUCAAGAUUUCCGACGAGCAGCUCGCUGAGCUCACCCGCCUCAUCGGUGUCCACAAGCCCAGCCACGGCAACAUCAACUUCCUCUGGGUCAACAUUGGUGGUGGUGCCCCUACCACUGUUGUUGGACAGGCCUCGACCGUAACCGUCACCGAGACCGUCAAGCACGAGGCCACCCCUCCUCCCGCCGUCGUCACCGGCGAGCCCGGCACCCCCGUCGAGCAGCCCCCUCCCGAUGCCGUUGUUGGUGCCGGCGGUGCUACUCACAGCGUCACCGUCGGUGGCCCUCAAGGUCUUGCCUUCAGCCCCCAGGAGCUCAAGGCUUCCGUUGGCGAUACCGUCAUCUUCACCUUCCUCAGCCAAAACCACACUGCCACUCAGUCUGCCUUCGACACUCCUUGCGACCCUCUUGACGGUGGUAUGGACUCUGGUUUCCAGGCCAACGCCAACAACACCGUCAACCCCCCUCCCCAGGUCGCUAUGCAAGUGAUGGUUGACACUCCUCUUUGGUUCUACUGCCGCCAGGGCAACCACUGCGGAAAGGGAAUGGUUUUCUCCAUCAACCCCACCGCCGAGAAGACCCAUGCCAUGUUCCAGUCCCUCGCCAUCCAGCAGAAGGGUAACGGUGCCGGCGGUGCCAUCACCGGCAACGCUCCCGCUCCCGACCCGAACGCUCCUCCUGCUGCUCCCCCCGCCGGCACUGAGACUGCCCCCCCUGCUGCCAACACUGGCCUCGUCCCCGGCGUCGGCAAGAUCGGUGCCGACGGCUCUUGCUCUUGCGUCGUCCAGUGCAGCUUCGGUGGCUUCCCCAACGUUGCCGUCCAAGGGAGGGAUUCCUUCGGCGGCUACGGUGGUGCCGUCCCCAUGGCCAUGGUCGGCGCCGCUCCUGCCGCCCCUGCCAAGAAGUUCAGGGCUUAAAUCAACAAGACUCUUUGAUAUUUUCUUUGCUGCGUCAUGAAAAAUAAAAAAGGCAUUUGCUUUUUUUUAUUGGCCCCAGGAUGAGAUGAUACCCCAUUGUAUAUUUUCUGGGGGAGAAUCACAUGGAAAAGGGUGGCAAGGUGUUUUUGGCGAGUGCGUUUAUGACAAUGAAUAAGGCGAAGUUGAAGGAUAGGGGAGAUACCAACGCUUCUGAUGUAGACUUUUUUUUAUUUUCUUUUCAUGUUUCUUUUUAUCUUUAUUUUUACAACCCCCCCCCCCUUAGUACUUCUUUUUUCUGGUGGUUGUUGUUGUUGAUAUGACUGGCUCGUAUUUUUCUCUGGAUGCUUCACACCGUUUAUACCUUAAUGAGAGAGAAAUAAAAAAAACCAAAAAUAUAAAUACCUUGUGGUGGAACUUAU
Molecule: messenger RNA, 1628 nt
Organism: Podospora pseudopauciseta
Lineage: Eukaryota; Fungi; Ascomycota; Sordariomycetes; Sordariales; Podosporaceae
Exons: 2
Coding region: 181-1209 (342 amino acids)
Source: RefSeq, a predicted model, not a curated record